GAAGACACAGAAAACAUGCACUUUGACCGACACCCGCGCUUUGACCUGCAACCCCAAGGUUCCAUCCUGGCCCGGAACGUUUCGACGCGCUCCUGUCCCCCCCGCACCAGCCCCCCCUCUGACCUGGAGGAGGAGGACGAAGGGGCCAACGACCGAGGGGAACGUAAACCUGGGGGGUUGAAGUUGGUGAAGAAGAAACCACGGCGACGGCACACUGACGACCCCAGCAAGGAGUGCUUCAGCCUCAAGUUUGAUCUGAACGUUGACAUUGACACAGAGAUCGUCCCCGCCGUGAAAAAGAAGACCUUAAGGGAGGUGCUGGGUCCUGUGUUUGAGCGUAAAGGUAUUGAGUUAUCCCGGGUAGAUCUGUUCCUGGACCAGUCCAACACUCCCCUGUCCCUGAACUUUGAGGCUUACCGCUUCGGUGGCCACUAUCUCAAGGUCAAAGAACCGGCGCGGCCAGGUGAUGAGCUGAAGGUGGAGCAGGGGGUGAAAGACCUGCGGUCGCUCAGUCUGCCCAACAUGAAGCCCUCCUUGGGGGAGCAGAGUCCCUACAUCCUUACCCUCUGUAGUGAGAGGGUGGAGCACGGAUCCCUUGGACGCAAGGAGAGCAACGUCGAUCUGCUGGGUCAGGCACGUCGCAGGAAGAACAUAACAGAGUUCCUUGGGGACGCCAGCAUCCCGUCUCCGGACUCCCUGACCGCACUGAGCGGCUCUCUGCCCAGUGUGGGGGCUGGACCGGACAGCUGGAAGAACCGCGCCGCCAGCCGCUUCUCUGGCUUCUUUAGCUCCAACACUGGAGCAGGGGCCUUUGGCAAGGAGGUGGAUCGCAUGGAGCAGCUCCAGAAUAAGCUGCAGUCGUACACUCUGUUUGGCCUUCCCAAGGUUCCUCCUCAGCUCUCCUUCCAUCACGACUCCUGGGAGGAGGAAGAGGAGGAGACCAGCUUCACCCUGGAGGACAGCUGGACACAGCUACUCGACAACCAUGAGACGUUGACCAGACGCCAGUUCCACCAGCAGGAGGCUAUCUGGGAGCUCCUGCACACUGAGGCCACCUACAUCAAGAAACUACGAGUCAUCACUGACUUGUUCCUGUGCGGGCUGUUGAACCUGCAGGAGAGUGGUCUGCUGACAGAGGUGGAGCCUGCGCGACUCUUCAGUAACAUCCAGGACAUUGUGCGUCUACAUACGGCCCUGUGGAACCAGGUGAUGCUGCCUGCCCUGGAGAUUGCCCGGCAGGCCAGGACCCUCCUCAACCCUACAGACCUCCACCACGGCUUCAGGACAAUUGGCUCCAGGUUUAAGCCCUACAUCCGUUACUGUAUGGAGGAGGAGGCCAGUAUGGAAUACAUGAGGUCACUCCUCAGGGACAACGAGCUCUUCAGGAUCUACGUCACGUGGGCUGAGACUCAUAAGCAGUGUAACCGGCUGAAGCUGGCUGACAUGCUGGCCAAGCCUCACCAGAGACUCACCAAGUACCCCCUACUGCUGAAGGCUGUCCUCAAGAAGACUGACGACUCGCCGUCCCGCGACGCCGUCAGCGGAAUGGUGGCGUGUGUGGAGGGCUUCAUCAACAGCGUGGACUCUCGGAUGCGCCAGCGGGAGGAGCAGCAGAAGCUAGCCGCCAUCUCUGGACGCAUCGACUCCUACGAAGCAGUGGAGGGGAGCAGCGAGGAGUUGGAGAAGAUCCUGCGUGAGUUCAACCGCUUCGACCUGAUGGCUCCUAUGAGAGGCACAUCACCAGAGGAGACCAGACAGCUCCAUUUGGAGGCGGCACUGCGCAUGAAGGAGGGCAAAGACAGCAGGAUGGAGGUGUACUGCUUCCUGUUCACAGACCUGCUGCUCAUCACCAAACCAGUGAAGAAGUUAGAGAAGGUCAAGGUGAUCAGACAGCCCCUCCUCAUCCACAAUGUUAUCUGCAAAGAACUCAAGGACCCUGGCUCCUUCAUUCUCAUCUACCUCAAUGAGUUCAAGAGCGCUGUGGCAGCCUACACUUUCCAGGCCAACAGCGCCACCCAGGGGCGAAGCUGGGUUGAUGCCAUCUGCAACGUCCAGAACCAGCUCCAGAGAAUGCGGACUGAGGAGGUUCUCAGGCAGCAGGUCACCCUACAGCGCCGUCUAUGCGGAGAGGAAGAGGAGGAGGAAAACAAGAGCAGCUCCCCCUGCAUGAGGAACAAAGAUCAGCAGGGACCAAGUCAUUCGGAUUGCUCCACAGAGACCCUGUCAGUCAUGGACAUAGGAGAGGAUUCAGGGGAGCACCAAAACCCCUCUGCCACAAGCACAGACUCAGGAGGACCCUUAGAAAAGAGCCUAGACUCGGGCACAGUUACCCCACCUACUGGGCCUGAGCCCCUGCACUGCAACCCUGCCAGCCCCCAGGACAACCUUGCCGACCGGGACCCUGAGCCAGAGCAGGAGGGUGUUAUGGAGGGAGGGGAGGUUGAGCUGGAGCCUCAGUGUCGCUCUCUGUCCAUGGACAGUGCCUACGGUACCCUCUCCCCAGAGUCCCUACUGAGAGAGCUGGACCUACAGACACGACCAGGCCAGAGCAAGGGAGAGGAGACUGAAGAGGAGGGAGAGAUAGAGGGCCACGAGGUGGAGGUGGAAAUGGAGAACGAAAAGGUGGUAAUGAAACUGGUGGAGAAGGAAGAGGAGGAGGAUUCAACCUCUGUUGGUUCCCAGCUGUCAGUGGUUCAGUCUUUGAAGCCUCGGCGACGCCCCCCGGUUACGGCCCGCCUCCGCUGCCUCCAGAGCCUGAACAUCAAGUCCCUUUCAGAGGACAACCUUCUGCAGCGUUUCCGCGACAAUGCACCUGUCUCCCGGAUACAAACCCGCAGCCUUACAGCCCAGGACCAAUCAGAACACAGGAGCGAGAGGGCGGAAUGCCUGGUCCACAGUAAGAGUCUAUCAGCCCACGACCUUACUGGGCUGUUUCAGACUGACCAAGACUCAGAGCCUGAGUAUGAGGACUUCCUGAGUAUGAGCAUGCCUUCUGGUAAUCUCUGUGACACCCUGAGGAAGGCAGAGGCCCGGCAGGUCCAGAGGGCUCUGGCUGCAGCUGAGGCCUGUGAAGGCAGCAAUAGCCAGGCUGACAGCAGCAGCUCAGAUGGGGAGAUGGUGGUGGCGCCCUCUGGAGGACAGGGGGGGAAGUGCAGUGAGUCGUUCACAGCCGGUUGCCCAGAGAAGCAGUCGUCGCCCAAAAGAAGGAAGACCCAUCAGCACAAGAAGCUGACCCUAGCCCAGCUCUAUAGGAUACGCACCACCCUAGUGCUCAACUCUACUCUCACUGCAUCGUAA
Molecule: messenger RNA, 3297 nt
Organism: Salvelinus namaycush (lake trout)
Lineage: Eukaryota; Metazoa; Chordata; Actinopteri; Salmoniformes; Salmonidae
Product: pleckstrin homology domain-containing family G member 5-like
Exons: 16
Coding region: 16-3297 (1093 amino acids)
Biological process (GO): Rho protein signal transduction; endothelial cell migration
Cellular component (GO): axon; endocytic vesicle; plasma membrane
Molecular function (GO): guanyl-nucleotide exchange factor activity
Source: RefSeq, a predicted model, not a curated record